Molecule: messenger RNA, 3039 nt
Organism: Populus nigra (black poplar)
Lineage: Eukaryota; Viridiplantae; Streptophyta; Magnoliopsida; Malpighiales; Salicaceae
Product: receptor-like serine/threonine-protein kinase ALE2
Exons: 10
Coding region: 387-2738 (783 amino acids)
Biological process (GO): protein phosphorylation
Molecular function (GO): protein kinase activity; ATP binding
Source: RefSeq, a predicted model, not a curated record
UACUCAACUAGUGCUAGUAGUCUCUCGCAAUUAAUAAAGCUCCCUUCUCCUCCACCACCUCUCUUUCAAGUGUCAGCUCUCUCACUCUUCAAAACCCCCUUCUCUCUCUCCCUCUUUCAUUUUUUUUUCUUCUUCUUCUUCCCUAACACACACAGACUCCUGUACUUUCCUCACCGUACAUUUAUACAGCGCACGGGGAGCAUCCGUGUAACUGUUUUUCUAGAUCUCUACCGCAUUUCAUGGAUCUGCAACCCCACACAACACGUUAUGCUUGAUACUCAAUUCAACGGUGGCCUCAGCCGGAGCUCCUGGAACUUCCGCUGGAUCUCCAGCAAGCUUCAAGGCCUUUGGUUUUGACAAUGCUUUGGAUUUUGGUUUGACGUAAGAUGCAUACCUUGACGACGUCGCUGCUUGUUCUUUGCUGGUCUAGCUUUGUUCUUGCUUGUUUAGGACAUCCAUUACUUCAUGUGUAUUCGUCUCCUUUGCCACCAAGUUGGCGAUUAUCUGUGAAAGACAUUUUUGUGCGACACGGAAUGUCAGCUGCAAUGAGUUUGUCAUUUGCUCGAUCACAACCAUCUCAUAGUCAUGUGGUUCAGCCUUCUUUGGGCCCUUCCCUCUCACCUGCACCUUCUCCAGCACAUCAAGAUUUUCUCCCUGUUCCUCAUAGUGCACCCUUACCAAGACAUCAUGGUGGUCAUCACAGACAUCAUCAUCGCCCUGUGAAACCUGCUGUGACUGCUCCAUCCCCUUCAGAAGAGCAAAGCUGUGAUCAAAUAUGCACUGAGCCACUCACUACAGUUCCCUUUGGCUCACCUUGUGGCUGUGUUUUUCCUAUGAAAGUCAGACUUCUCCUAGAUGUGGCACUGUAUGCAGUUUUUCCUGUUAUGAGAGAACUAGAGAGUGAAGUUGCAGCAGGCACGUAUCUGGAAGAGAGUCAGGUGAAAAUAAUGGGUGCAGGUGCUGAUAGUCAAAAUCAGGGGAAAACUGUGGUGGAUAUCAACUUGGUUCCACUUGGAGAGAAGUUUGAUAAUACUACGGCAAUACUUACAUAUGAUAGAUUUUGGAAAAAGAAAGUGCCUUUAAAUAUAACUCUUUUUGGUAAUUAUGAAGUAAUAUACAUUAGUUAUCCAGGGAUUCCUUCUUCAUCACCAUAUCCAAACUACACGGGGAGUGGUCCAAGUGGAAGUACCAGGGAUCUCCCCAUCACUGCUAAUUUUGUAAACAAGAACCAGAGGAUGAAUCUUAGAACCAUUGUCAUCAUUACUCUGUCAUCAUUUGUGGUUUUAGUGGUUUUCAUUGGAGCAAUUGCCAUUGUCAUAAGAUGGAGAAAAUCUGGAAGACCAUCAAGUGCUGUUGGUCCGGCAUUCAUGUCCUCUAUAAAUAAAAGAUCUGGCAUUGGGUCUUUCUUGUCAAGUAGCAUUGCAAGCUCAACACCAAUGUCCCUCAUGUCCAACAUGGCUACUUGUAUGCUCUCUGUCAAAACAUUUACAUUCGCUGAGCUUGAGAAGGCAACUGACAAGUUCAGUUCAAAGAGAAUUUUAGGUGAAGGGGGAUUUGGACGUGUUUUCGAUGGAAGUAUGGAAGAUGGAACUGAAGUUGCUGUUAAGCUGCUUACAAGGAACAAUCAAAAUGGAGACCGUGAAUUUAUUGCUGAAGUUGAAAUGUUGAGUCGGUUGCAUCACCGCAACCUCGUGAAACUCAUUGGCAUAUGUAUUGAAGGGCGCACACGCUGCUUGGUGUAUGAACUUGUUCGGAAUGGCAGUGUAGAAUCACACUUGCAUGGUGUUGACAAUAACAAGGGACCUCUUGACUGGGAUGCACGGUUGAAGAUUGCCCUUGGAGCAGCUAGGGGAUUGGCUUAUCUUCAUGAAGAUUCUAAUCCUCGUGUAAUUCAUCGAGAUUUUAAGGCUAGUAAUGUUUUACUAGAAGAGGACUUCACCCCAAAGGUCUCUGAUUUUGGCUUGGCGAGGGAAGCAACGGAAGGAAGUCAUCAUAUUUCUACCAGGGUGAUGGGAACUUUUGGGUACGUUGCCCCUGAAUAUGCAAUGACAGGGCAUCUACUUGUAAAGAGUGAUGUUUAUAGUUAUGGGGUUGUGCUGCUUGAGCUUCUAUCUGGAAGAAAACCCGUGGAUAUGUCACAACCCCCGGGACAGGAAAAUCUAGUGACUUGGGCACGCCCACUGCUAACUAGUAGAGAAGGAUUGGAGCAGUUGGUGGAUCCUUCCCUGGUAGGAAGCUAUGACUUCGAUGACAUGGCUAAAGUGGCAGCCAUUGCUUCCAUGUGUGUUCACUCAGAGGUGGCUAACAGGCCAUUCAUGGGUGAAGUUGUGCAGGCUCUGAAACUGAUAUAUAAUGACACAGAUGAGACUUGCGGAGACUACUGCAGUCAAAAGGAGUCUUCUGUUCUGGAAUCCGACUUUAAAGGCGAUCUCGUUCCUUUGGACAGUAGCUGGUGGAAUGCCGGUGGGAUCUCCCCUCGGUUAACUUAUGGGAGAGCCUCUUCUUUCAUUACGAUGCAGUACAGUUCAGGUCCACUUGAAGAGAUGGAAAACAGACCGUUUUCAGCUUCAAGUUUAGAUGGGGAUCGGUGGUUGUCUUUGCCGAUACAUGGGAACCGGUCUGGUCCCUUGAAAACAGUAAGAAGUAAACCAUCCUUUUAUAGAUUAAGGGGCAGCAUGAGUGAACAUGGAGGGGGGCUCCUGUCAAGGCGUUUUUGGAAUGAUGGGUAUUGUGUUUGAGGUUUUUUUUCAAGAGGUGUUUUUGGAAGUGUACAGUUCCGGAGGACCAGGGCUUUCUGGUCUAUUGUAGUUUAGGUGUCUGGUGUUUAUGGGGUUUCCAUGUCUGGAUGAGAGAUAGAGAGGCCCUCGCUUCUGAUUUUGAAAAUCUUUAUUCAUGUUACAGAAAUUUGGAGAUGUAAGUUGAAUACACUCGUAUUUAUUAUUAUGGACUCUCUGCUCCAUUUAUAUAUCCUUCUGGGACAAAGAGCAUUCUCUCUCUAUGCUACAAUGCAACAAAGUUUAGAGUUUCAUUCCGGUGAAA